Leptonychotes weddellii (Weddell seal) is the source of this 1020-nucleotide messenger RNA. Lineage: Eukaryota; Metazoa; Chordata; Mammalia; Carnivora; Phocidae. The record is from RefSeq and is a predicted model, not a curated record.
AUGGCCGGACACAGGCCCUCAAACUUCUCCCCACUGCCAGGCAGUGGUAGGAGCGGGCCCACAGGGCCAAUGCCUGUGCGGGUUGACGCUCCGCUCUGGUUGAGUGCCCAGGCAGCUCCCCGCAUGCUGAUGGUCCGGCCAGGGAUCGGGCCGGGGGCCAGCCCAGGCCCUGAGGGGUGGAAGGUGCCCCUGGGUCCACCACCGUACAAAUUCUACAGCGGGAUGGCACCCCGCAGGCCCAGAGUCGGAGCUGGUGAGGCUGGGCCCCGUUUCCGGAGCCCCUCGGAGGGCGCCUUCCAGAGGCCCUACAUCAUCCUGCGGUGCACCCCGAGUUUGGCGCUGCCAGAGGAUGUCUCGGCCAUAGAGAAAGAGUUGGAGCAGCUGGCCAAGGAGCUGAGGCAAAAGAGGAUGGCCCUGGGGUACUCGCAGGCCGACGUGGGGUUCGCCUUGGGGGCUCUUUUUGGAAAGGUGCUUAGUCAGACAACCAUCUGCCGCUUCGAGUCCCAGCAGCUCAGCCUUACCAACAUGUGGAAGUUGCGACCACUGCUGAAAACGUGGCUGGAGGAAGUGGACACCAAGAACUUUCUGGGCUUAUGCAAAAUGGAGAUGAUCCUGCGGCAGGCUCGGAAGCAGAGACGGGCAAGCAGGGAGAGUCGCAUCCAAAACAAUCUGGAGCAACUCUUCUUGCAGUGCCCGAAGCCCACACCCCAGCAGAUCAGCUGCAUCGCUGGGCAGCUCCGACUGCAGAAGGAACUGGUCCGAGUUUGGUUCUAUAACCGGAGCAAGAUGGGUGGUCAGCCAGCCAUUGAUUUCUGCCCACCGGAGGAACUGGGGGCAGCCGGGCCUCCUUUCCCAGGGGGAGCCGUGUGCUUUCCCCCUGCAUCGGGGCUCCAUUUUGAGUCCGCCCACUACAAAGAGCCCUACUUUAUACCCAUGUACUCCCCUACCCCUUUCCCUGUGGCAGGGACCCCCCUCUCUGCCCCAGCCACCGCUCAGGGCCACCCCAGGCUUUCAAACUGA